Mesocricetus auratus (golden hamster) is the source of this 1595-nucleotide messenger RNA. It is a transcript of the gene Ccdc69, whose product is annotated as coiled-coil domain containing 69. Lineage: Eukaryota; Metazoa; Chordata; Mammalia; Rodentia; Cricetidae. Gene Ontology annotation, molecular function: microtubule binding. Gene Ontology annotation, cellular component: nucleus; cytoplasm. The transcript has 7 exons. Bases 201 to 809 code for a protein of 202 amino acids. The record is from RefSeq and is a predicted model, not a curated record.
ACUCCUCGGGAUACCUCGAGCCCCCGGCCGCAGGUGCUUCUGGUGUUGAGCGCCUCUGGCACCUGCCCUGGCCCGGCCCCAGCCCCGGCCCCGGCCCCGGCCCCACGCAGGCCUGCUCUUCCGGCAUUUAAGGCGCAUAGCCCGCGCGGCUGCAGCUGCGGCUGGUUGAGACUCACAACCGGCGGGACGCACGAAGCAGGAUGGGCUGCAGGCACAGCCGAACCAGCCGCAGCAAGCGCGCGGAAAAGGUGGAAGAGACACAGACAGAACUCCUGGAGACACUGCGCGAAGAGGGAAGGAUCCUGGAAGGAAGGCAUGAGGAGGCUGGUCCAGCCCUACAGACAUCGUGUGCACGGGAGAAAGACACUUCUAGUGUCUCCAUCCAAGAGGCCAAAGCCCCAUUGCAGAACUCCUAUGCAAUGCCAGCCUCAUCACAGGAGGCCAUCCAGGCCCAGAUGAAUGCGGUGGAAGGGUCCAUCCUUAGCCGACUCUAUAAGAAACACAUGCAGGAUUAUGGGAGCCCUGGCCUGUUCUGGGAGCAAGAGCUGGAGAGUUUGCACCAUGUUAUUGAAAUGAAGAAUGAGCGAAUUCACGAGCUGGAGAAGCAGCUCCUCCUCCUGGAGAUGCUGAAAGAAAAGAACCUGAUAUUAGCCCUGAAAAACACCACCCUGCGGCAGGAGGUUGAGGACCUACAGUUCCAAGCUGGGAACAGAUUGACCAUAUCAAGGCAGUUCCAGAAAGAUCUACUUCAAGAUCUGGAGAAGGAGUCUCAGAAUGGCCACUGCUGUAGCAGACGGAGAAGCCACUGAACUAUCUGAGUCCGGGGGGGCCUGUUCCUCCUCCUCCAUCUUACCCUGCCCUCUGCUGCACCUCAGAGGCCUCUGUCCUCAUGGUAUAGACACAGGGCCUAGACCCACCAUGGCUCCCAGACUCACCACUGCCCCCAAAGUCUGUGGAGAAGAGGGCAAGCCUCUGCUCUUCUCCCAGGAUGGACCAGGUGGGCAGGAGGAGAUACAUGUAUAUAGGCAACAACACUGAUGGCAGAGGUUGGGCUGCCAGAAUCGCCCAAGAAGUGCCUUCCCUUAGCUGGCCCAGGGAACAAGCAAAUAGAGUCGUCGCCGUGCCCCUGCGCCCCCCCCCCACUCACCCACUCCGUCCUCAUGAGGGCAUUCAAGACUUCUCUCAUGGCAGCUGGCCCCAUUUUUGAUCAUCUGACAAAGAGGGGAUAGCACCCCCUGCCAGAUCAUCAGCUUUGCUGACAACUCACCAACCCAUCAAGUUCUUAUUAUCACACCCAUUAAUUCUUCCUCAGAGAAAAAGUGCAAAAGACACAAUCCAAGAAGAAGGAAUACAGGACUGUUUCUGCUGAGAUGGGGGUCUCACCAUGUAGCCUAACCUUGAACUCAAAGCCACCCUGCCCCAGCCUCCUGAGUGCUGGAGACAUGGGCGCGUGCCACCACAUCCAGCCAGAUAAACAGUUGAAUUUGCUGUAGUGCUAAGCAGUGUAAAUAUUUUAAAGCAUAUUUAUCUAAGGUCUUAAUGUGAAAAUUAAAUCUUUUUGUUAAAAAUAAAACUAUAUUUUCAUGUUCUUUUCA